Molecule: messenger RNA, 3122 nt
Organism: Musa acuminata AAA Group (dessert banana)
Lineage: Eukaryota; Viridiplantae; Streptophyta; Magnoliopsida; Zingiberales; Musaceae
Product: receptor-like protein EIX2
Exons: 1
Coding region: 13-3021 (1002 amino acids)
Molecular function (GO): protein binding
Source: RefSeq, a predicted model, not a curated record
UCUCAGUACACUAUGCACUCACCAAAUAGCAUCAUGGCCUCUUGCACCAGAAGCACACACCCUAUGCCUCGGCACUACUCUUUCGGGCUUUGGCUUACGAGCAUUCUUUUGUUCACGGCGGCAACAACGCCGACGACGAAGGGGUGCGUAGAGGGCGAGAGGGACGCCCUCCUCGACUUCAAAACCGGCAUCGUCAAGGAUCCUUCCAGCCGUUUGUCAUCAUGGCGAGGCCGAGUAGACUGCUGCAGAUGGAGCGGGCUGGUCUGUGACAACAGAACCGGCCAUGUCGUGGAGCUAAACCUCCAGAAUUCCAACCCUUAUAACUAUGAGACGUCUAUCGGAGGUGAGAUCAGACCAUCCUUGCUCCUUCUAACUCAUUUGGAGCGCCUCGACCUCAGCUACAAUGACUUCGGUGGGAUCCAAAUCCCGAAAUUUUUGGGUUCCCUUACCGAGUUGACGUAUCUCGACCUCUCCUCGUCCAACUUCAGCGGAGCCAUUCCUCCCCAGCUGGGCAACCUGUCCAGGCUCCGCUAUCUCGACCUAAAUUCACUAUAUGACUUAACGAUCGAUGGCCUGCACUGGCUCUCGCGUCUCACUUCCUUGAGAUACCUCGACAUGAGCUUAAUGAAACUUUCCAUGUCCUCCCACAAUUGGCUUCAAGCGGUGAACAUGUUGUCCUCACUAGAGGAGCUACAUUUACGAGACUGUGGCCUCACCAAUCUCCCCUCUUCUCUUUCCCAUGUCAACCUCACGACACUGGCCACUCUCGAUCUCCAUGGCAACCUCUUCAACUCCACCUUCCCCAACUGGCUAUGGAAACUCCACAACCUCUCUUAUCUUGAUCUCAGUUCUUCUAUGCUUCAUGGUGCCAUAUCUGCUGGGAUUGGAAAUUUGACUGGUCUAAGAGAACUUCAUCUUAGUGAUAAUUCACUUUCAGGUCCCGUGCCCACUGAGAUUGGAAUUUGUAAUAGUCUAAAACUUAUCGAUCUGCGUGAUAAUUCACUCUUUGGACCCAUACCUGCUGGGAUUGGGAAUUUGACUGGUCUAAGAUUGCUUUAUCUUGAUCAUAAUUCACUCUUUGGACCCAUACCUGCUGAGAUUGGGAAUAUGGCUGGUCUAAGAGGGCUUUAUCUUGAUCAUAAUUCACUCUUCGGAGUCAUACCUGCUGGGAUUGGGAAGUUGACUGGUCUAAGAGAGCUUCGUCUUAACGAUAAUUCACUUUCAGGUCCCAUACCCAUUGAGAUUGGCAAGCUUUCCAACCUCACCGUUCUUUCUCUCUCUACUAAUUGCCUAGAGGGCACCGUGUCUGAACUCCAUUUCGCUCGCUUAACCAAACUAAGUGAGCUCGAUCUAUCCGAAAACUCCCUAGUCAUCUCAGUAGACUAUAAUUGGGUUCCUCCUUUUCAACUCCAAUCCAUUCAACUGAAGUCUUGUAAGUUGGGGCCUGCAUUUCCAAGAUGGCUCCGUUCACAGAACUCCAUUGAGAAUUUGGAUUUGUCGAACACAAGCAUCGAGGACGUCUUGCCUGAUUGGUUUUGUUACAUUUCCGCUUUUUCUAUAAAUCUCUCCCAAAAUCAGAUUAAUGGUACUUUGCCAACUUUCUUGGAGCAAAUGACAAACCUAGCCACUCUGAAACUAAGUAUGAAUUUGCUUGAAGGCCCUAUUCCUCGUUUGCCACCUUACUUGCGUUAUUUGUAUCUGUAUAAUAAUUCCUUUUCGGGAUCGUUGCCAUCAAUCUCUCUCCCACUAGAAUUGGAACUGUUGGAUCUCUCACAUAACCAUAUUAACGGGAGUAUACCAUCAUUUAUGUGUGACUUGAGACAACUUCAUAUUCUCGAUCUAUCGGACAACCAAAUAUCAGGUGAAAUCCCUUGUUGUUGGCAGGUGCCAAACUUCCUUUCCUACAUUAAUCUGGCAAAUAAUAAGCUCUCGGGAGAAAUUCCUAGCUCUAUUGGAAAAAUGACGCUACUCGAGUCUUUGCACUUAAACAAUAAUAGUCUGCAUGGCCAUCUUCCAUUGUCAUUGAAAAGUUGCAGUAGACUAAUUUUUCUUGAUCUUGGCGAUAAUAAAUUAUCGGGUAGCAUACCUACAUGGAUUGCACGAAAUUUUCGAAACCUAAAGGUACUCCGGAUAUGCUCAAAUAUGUUUUCCGGAAACAUCCCUGCAGAGCUUGGACAACUUUUCUAUCUACAUGUUAUCGACCUUGCUAAUAAUAAGUUAUCAGGGCCAAUUCCACGCUCCUUUGGCAGAUUAGAUACAGCAAUGACUUAUUGGCGACGACAAUUGACUUGCCAAAACGUACCACUGGUUUAUCGUGCAUCGAUAAGGGAUUGUCCUCUUUCGGCACCUUUUGGUGACAUUUAUGAUGAUAGCAUCACCUUGACUACAAAGGGAAACAAUUUCAUCUUUUCAAACAUUCUUUACCUUGUCAACAUUAUAGACCUUUCAAAUAAUAACUUGACAGGAGAAAUCCCAGUAGAAAUUGGGUCUCUUUCAGCACUACAAACUUUAAAUCUAUCAAAAAACAAUUUUGUCGGCCAAAUUCCAGAGGCAAUUGGUGGCAUGAAGUCAUUGGAAACUCUGGAUCUGUCAUUCAAUAAGUUAUCCGGAGUCAUUCCUCAAAGCUUUUCGGCGUUGAAUUCUCUGAGCCACUUGAAUCUGUCUUACAACAAUCUAUCGGGAGCGAUUCCAUCGGGGAAUCAACUUCGGACGCUGGAGGAUGCAUCCAUUUAUAUCGGAAAUGUCCAUCUCUGUGGACCUCCGGUGACCAAGAGUUGCUCCGACGAUCCCAACGUCGAUUCGACGGAGGAGGAGUAUGAACAAGGAUCUCAUGUGCUGUCAUUUUACUUUGGUACCGGGCUCGGAUAUUUGGUCGGCUUAUGGAGUGUGUUCGUGAUCAUGCUGUUCAAGAAAGAUUGGAGGCUCUUCUAUUUUGCAACGAUGGACAAGAUGUACGACAGAGCUUAUGUGGCAAUCAAGAUAAGAAUGCGAAAUUGGCAUGGCGCUGCUGGUCGAAUGUGAUGCAAGUUUCUUUCGUUGUAUAAGUUUGAUCCACUUCAUCUGUCAAAAAUGAUCUCGAUUCGAAGAUUAUGAAAUGUUAAUCUCAAACUCUUUUUCUGUUC